AUGUUCGCCCGCAACCUCUUCGUCAGCCUUCUCGCUGCUACCACUGCCUCCUCCUCACCUAUUGCCGAGGACGCUACCCUUGCGACCCGCCAGACCACGUGGACGUGCCCUGACUUCGGCCAAGGAUUUGCCGGUCGCCCGGUCGUCACACCAGCCACCGCCAACAACGGUCGCUGUUGCACGACAGGCUGGAGCUACAUUUGGGGCGAAGGGCGUGAGGCUUGCUGUCGCAACGAUCCGGCCCUACUCGAGGACCCGACUUACAAGUACGCGCUACCCUGCAGCAGCGAGUUUUGGGCUACAGGUGAUAAGGCUCUGCUGCUGAGGAACUGCAACCUCUCAGACCGGCCAAAUUACCGCUGCAGUGCCGCCUGCGAUGGCGUCCCGUGGCUGUACCCUACGCCGAAGCCCUGUCCGGCCAAGAACUAA
This is a messenger RNA of Bipolaris oryzae ATCC 44560, 429 nucleotides long. RefSeq lists its product as uncharacterized. The record is from RefSeq and is a predicted model, not a curated record. Bases 1 to 429 code for a protein of 142 amino acids. The transcript has a single exon. Lineage: Eukaryota; Fungi; Ascomycota; Dothideomycetes; Pleosporales; Pleosporaceae.